AAUAAUAAGAAAUUUUUUCUUUUCGCAGAAUUGCAUGUCAAGUGUAUAAUUUUCGUUUUCCUUCUCCCGCGCAUCUGCGCAAAUCAAAUUGCAUUUUUCUCCGUGCACUCAAGCAAGAAAGCAACAUGGACGUUCUCACCCGCGCAUUUUACAGAUAAGCACUUGUAUCUGUGACAGUGUAUACGAAAUAUCGUCCUGAAUCGCUUGAAUCGAAGACGUGGAUUGACGUGUCGCAAAUAGGAAUUACGUGGAAAGUUGAUCGCGUAGAGAUACGCGAAACGAGCGAAAGAAAGCGGUGAGCGCAGAGUCACGUUGACGCAACCUAACCUCGCAAGUGUCAAUCACGUUACGCUCGUCGACUGUGCGACCGAGCGUAUCGCACGUAAGAUUAACGAAAAGGAGAGAUUCUUCACGUACGAGAGAUCCCGCUCGUACGCACGCCCUUCCCCGUGUGUGUUCUAUCGCGCCGAUAACCGAUGUCCGCUGGCAUGUUCCGCACGACGACAACGAGGCCGUUCAACCUGCGACAUAUCCUCGCGCUCAACAAACUUUACGCACAUUGUUGGAGACAGAAUAGAGUGAAAUAGUGUUUACUGCAACUGGCAUAUACGUGAGUGCGAAUCGGUUCGAUUAACUUAUUUUUUAUAGAUAGUUUAUUCCAUAUAUAUAUAUAAAUAUAGAUUAUUGUAUGUAUAUUGUACGCCACGUGCGCCAGUCGCUCACUGUUUAUUGUUAACGCAAUCUUGAUUAUCAAUCAUCGCGUAUAACGCAGAAGUGUAUAUAUUUGUACAUACACUGCUUAGCAUUUCGCAUUUUACUUUAUUAUUUAGCUAACAAUGCGUCUUAUCAGUGCUGAAAAACUAAGCAAAAUUCAAAGCGACGCCACACGUAUCAGAAACAUAUGUAUUCUGGCACAUGUGGAUCAUGGGAAAACUACCCUAGCGGAUUCUCUUGUUGCGAGCAAUGGCAUCAUUUCUAACAAAUUGGCUGGCAAGCUGCGAUAUCUGGACAGCAGAGAGGAUGAACAGUUACGCGGGAUCACAAUGAAAUCCAGCUCCAUCACGCUGUAUCACUUACACAACGAAGCAGACUAUGUGAUAAAUUUGAUUGAUUCACCAGGCCAUGUAGAUUUCUCCUCUGAGGUGUCGACUGCCGUCAGACUCUCCGAUGGAGCGAUAAUUUUAGUUGAUGUGGUGGAAGGUGUAUGUCCUCAGACACGUAGCGCCCUAUCAAUAUCUUAUGUGGAGGGAUUGAAACCUAUUUUAGUACUUAAUAAAAUUGACAGAUUGAUCACGGAAAUGAAAUUGACGCCGUUGGAUGCCUACGUUCGUUUAACGCAAGUCUUGGAACAAGUAAAUGCCAUCACGGGCGAGUUAUUUGCGAGCGACGUGAUGGAACGCGAAGAUCGAGAGGAAACAGUCACAAUUACAGCGGACAAGGCAAAUAAGAGAGACCUGGCUGAUUGGCAGUCGGUGUUGGAAGAGAUAGACGAUUCGAAUUUAUAUUUUUCUCCGGAACAAGGAAACGUUCUUUUCACUAGCGCAAUCGACGGCUGGGGCUUUGGUAUAAAGGAAUUUGCUAAAAUCUAUUCGAACAAGCUGGGAUUCAGCGAGAAGGUGCUGCGUAAAACAUUGUGGGGGGACUUUUAUAUAAACAAUAAGACAAAGAGGAUCAUGAAGGGUGCUCAAGAGAAGGCCAAGAAGCCACUUUUUGUACAAUUAAUUUUAGAAAAUAUUUGGGUAUUAUACGAGACCAUAGUGGUACGAAAAGAUAAGGAAAAAUUACCGAUUAUGGCUGAGAAGUUAAAUAUCAAAUUAACAACGCGAGACUUGAGACACACCGAUUCGAAAGCACAGUUACAGGCCGUUUGCUCGCAGUGGCUUCCGUUAGCGCAAACUUGUCUGGAUAUGGUAUGCGAAAAGGUACCGGCGCCGCAUAAUUUGACUGACGAAAAAAUCGAACGAUUGAUAAGCGGAAAUAACGACUUCUCUGCUUUACCUCCCGAAACGCAGCGACUGAAAGCGGCGUUCUUGGCGUGCGACCCGUCGCCGGACGUACCGAUUAUAGUAUUUAUAUCGAAAAUGUUUCCAGCGGAGAAAGACAUGUUGCCUGAGAAUAGACCGAAAUCCUUAACAUCCGAGGAACUGGCGCAGAGAAGAGAAGUCGUUCGACAGAAGCAUGCGGAGCACUUGCAGAAAAUCAUCGAGAAUCACGAGGUGAACACGUGCGAUAUGAUUGAUAACGACCUCAAUAACGACGAAGAUGUGAAGCACGAGGACGUCGACGACGACGAGUCGGACGGCACAUUAAUAGCCAUCGCCAGGGUGUAUUCGGGAACUUUGAAAACCGGAGACGAGGUGUUCGUUUUAGGGCCGAAGCACAAUCCUGCCGUCGCCUUGGAACGCGAGAAGGCGGGCGAGGAGGUGGAUCCGUCGAUCGUGCUUAAGGACUUGAAACCCGGCAGACACAUCACGAGGGUGACCGUCGACAAACUGUACAUUCUCAUGGGACGAGAGCUCGAAGCCGUGAGCGAAGUGCCGGCGGGUAAUGUCUUCGGCAUAGGCCGUCUGGAGGAGCACGUGCUGAAGACCGCGACUCUCUCCACGACAAUCGCCUGUCCCUCGUUCACGGAACUGACCUCUCUCGCGGUUCCCAUCCUAAGGGUGGCGCUAGAACCGAAACAUCCGAACGAAUUACCGAAGCUGAUCAACGGUCUGAAACUGUUGAACCAAGCGGACGCCUGCGCCAUCGUUCACAUACAAGAGAACGGCGAAGUCGUCUUGAGCACCGCCGGCGAAAUACAUCUGGAGAGAUGCCUGGAGGACCUGAAGCUGCGUUACGCAAAGGUCGACGUCAACGUGUCGGAGCCGAUCGUGCCGUUCCGCGAGACCAUAGUGCCGCCUCCGAAGCUUGACAUGGUGAACGAGGCGAUCGAGAAGAAAGCGGAAGGCGCCAGCCUCGAGAUCUGGACGUCGAAUCGGCAAUGCCGCUUCGAGAUCGACGCGCAACCGCUACCUGAAAAAGUCACGAAAUUACUGGAGGAGAAUGCGAACUUGAUAAAACUGUUGGACAGCUGCUGCGACAGAUGUACGGAGGAAAAUGGGGAGCACGAGGAUUUUUCUGCUGAGAAUCAACUGAACGAAAGAUCCAUGUCCGACAAGAAGCUGAAGGAAGCAAAAGUAUUUAAAAGCGAAUUGGAAGCGGCUUUCGUCGAGGCGGGAUGGAAGGAGAAUACAUUGGAUCAAAUAUGGUCUUUCGGACCUCGCAAGUGCGGACCUAAUAUUUUGUUGAACAAGACUGACUACGAGCAGAAGAAGUUUUGGGAACAGCAAGACGUAACCGACGAUUCUCGUACGAUAUAUGACAACAGCAUAGUCAAUGGAUUUCAGCUUGCUACUCUGGCUGGUCCGUUGUGCGAGGAGCCUAUGAUGGGCGUCUGCUUUGUUUUGAAGAAGUGGGAAAUCUUUGACGCUCCACGAAGUGACUCCGGUAGCCAGAGCCAUGGACAUUUAGGCGGUCAAUUGAUGUCGGCGUGUAAAGAGGCUUGUCGGCGGAUCUUCAGCCUGCGACAUCCCCGAUUGAUGACGGCGAUGUACAGCUGUAGCGUUUUAGUCAACUCCGACGUUCUCGGGAAAUUGUACGCUGUAUUCGGCAAACGGCAAGGACGCAUUGUAUCCACGGAAAACGCUCACGGCUUCGGUGGCCAAUUCAGAGUGCUGGCCACCCUACCGGUUCUGGAGAGUUUCCACCUUGCCAGAGAACUGCGGACGCAAACGUCCGGAUUAGCCAGUCCGCAGCUAGUUUUUAGUCAUUGGGAGAUAAUCGAGCAAGAUCCUUACUGGGUUCCGUCCACAGAAGAGGAAUAUCUUCAUUUUGGCGAGAAAGCAGAUAGCCAUAAUCGAGCUAAAUGCUACAUGGACGCGGUUCGUCGUAGGAAAGGUCUUCCUGUGGACUCCCAAUUAGUUACACACGGCGAAAAGCAACGCACUCUUUCAAAAAAUAAGUGACGCGAGAUCUUUUUGUUGUACGGAUUAUGUAAAAGUGCAUUUAUUCAAACUCUAGCCCUUGUCGUGGACUUGAUUAUCUCAUAUCCGUCAAAUUUUCUAUCUACAAAAGUGCAAUUAGCGAUUCAAUAUAUGAACAGAAAAAGGAUUGUUCUUCAUUCCAUACAUUGUAAAACGAAAUUAAAUAUUAAUUAUUAACUGAAUUUUGUAAAUGACUAAGAUUUAUACAUGUGCCGUGUAUUGUGAAAGCAAUCUGAGUCAAAAAUUAAAAAAAAAAUUGACUAUCACUUAUUUUGUGUUAUAUUAAUCUUGAAAUAUCUCGAAAAAUCAUCAAAAUUUUUUACUUAGACCACUUUCAUAAUCAGCGGCACAUAUCUUAUUUACUUGAUGAUUUUAAACUGUCUUAUUUGUUUAACUAAAUAUUUCCAAAUCAGUUAUGCAACAAUUUUUUGCACAAAACGCGGGAUACUUACGUACGAAUGAAAAUGUAUGAUGACACAAUUGCAUUUUAUUUAACAAAACUACAGACUGUUUAGCGAAAGAAACUACAAAUUAUAACAUUAUUACAACAUUUGCAUAAAUGUUAUUUACAUUAAAAAAAUAUUAAACCUAAAGAUAAAUGUACAUAUGUAUAUCUUUUUGUCAAAACAAUGUUACGAACAUACGCCAUAAGUUUGCAACGCACUUUGCAUAAAAGUGUUUCAUUAAUUUGUAAGUUUCUUGUUCCAUGUAUUAUAUAUAUAUACUGUUACGCCUAAUCAUCCGUAAAUACAAUCUUUUUGCCUUGGAA
Molecule: messenger RNA, 4794 nt
Organism: Linepithema humile (Argentine ant)
Lineage: Eukaryota; Metazoa; Arthropoda; Insecta; Hymenoptera; Formicidae
Product: elongation factor-like GTPase 1
Biological process (GO): cytosolic ribosome assembly
Cellular component (GO): ribonucleoprotein complex; cytosol
Molecular function (GO): GTP binding; ribosome binding; GTPase activity
Source: RefSeq, a predicted model, not a curated record